Apis mellifera (honey bee) is the source of this 3840-nucleotide messenger RNA. Its product is annotated as growth/differentiation factor 8. The transcript is spliced from 3 exons. Gene Ontology annotation, cellular component: extracellular region. The record is from RefSeq and is a predicted model, not a curated record. Lineage: Eukaryota; Metazoa; Arthropoda; Insecta; Hymenoptera; Apidae. Gene Ontology annotation, biological process: SMAD protein signal transduction. Gene Ontology annotation, molecular function: cytokine activity; growth factor activity. Bases 230 to 1540 code for a protein of 436 amino acids.
AGGAGAAAGAGGCGAGAAAAAGGGACAAAAUAUACGAAUUUUUAAUUUUUCGCGCGAGAUAAAAAAGGAAGGAGGGAGGGAGGAGUAAAGGGCUAACAGCCCUUUGGAAGCGUGGGGAAAAAUUAGGAGAAAAAUCGUCAAAGUACAGCGAUGAGGUGGAAUGUUUGAUCGCUCGGUUUGCGAGGGAAACCGAUUGUAACUAAUCCGGCUAAGAGCGACCUUGAGCAAAAUGGUCAGGGGGGUGGUGUUACUAGUCUUGCUAGUUCUCUUCGGUGCCUUCGACGUUCCUGGCAUCGAGAGGGUUCGUGUUAGAUAUCUGGCCAAUGCUGGUAACACCUGUAACGCUUGUAGAAUGCACGAGGAGAUCAGAGCUCUCAGCCUCAAAGCCAUCAAGGAACAAAUUUUGAACAAGUUGGGCUUGAAACAAGCUCCAAACAUGACGGGUAGAGCCCUGCCAAGAAUCCCGCCGAUUUCCAAAUUGAUGGAUAUGUACGGGAUGCAAGCUGAUCAACCUCAACCUCUCGAGCCCGGUAUCUCGCAUCACGAGGAGAUCGACGAGUAUGCUGCCAAAACGGAGAGCGUCUUCGCCCUGGCGCAACCUCAUCAGAGGCUACGGCACUCGAAAGGCAGCCUCGACGUUCUCUAUUUCAAAUUCUCGGACAAGGUGGUCCAGCAUCGCGUGACGAGAGCGGAAUUAUCGUUGUGGAUAUGGGGAACGAAGGAAGAGGACGUCUCGGAAGAGCUGGACGAGCUCGGAGGAGAUUUGGAACGGUCGAUGGAGAGCGAGGAGGAGGGUGGCGGGCCCGUGACGAUCACGUUGCAAAGGAUCGUACGCGGCACCACCGAGACGGGAGGCCCAUCGUUGGGCCCACCGUUGACCACUAAACAUCCUCGACCGAUCGGCUCCAGAGGCAAUUGGGUAACGAUCGAAUUGAGGAGAAUGGUCGCCGAAUGGUUCAAACAUCCACGGGACAAUCUCGGAGUAGCGCUCAAGAUCUCCGGUCCCGGAGGUGGUGGUAGUGGUGGUGGUGGUAGUAGUGGUGGCGGUGGUGGUGGUAGUGGUAGUGGUGGUGGUGGUGGUGGUGGUGGUAGUGGUAAUCAUCGCAGAAAUUCGAAAUUAGUCGAGACUAAUCCCGAAGCCGAGUACGCGCCAUACCUCGAAGUACAGACGCAAGAACUCGACUCUAGAAGAGGGGCGAGGAUCAAGAGAAACGUAGGACUUAAUUGCGACGAAGCCAGCCAAGAGACCAGAUGUUGCCGAUACAAGCUCACCGUCGAUUUUGAGAAAUUUGGCUGGGAUUGGAUAAUCGCGCCCAAGAAGUACGAUGCCAAUUAUUGUUCGGGCGAUUGUCCGAUGGCCUUUCUACCGGCAUAUCCAAACACUCACAUCGUCAGCCUGGCGGAGCCGCCCAACAACUCUGGUCCAUGUUGCGCCCCGAGAAAACUCUCCGAGAUCACGAUGUUGUACUUCGAUAACGAGUAUCAAAUCGUGUUUUCGCGAUUACCAGGCAUGGUCGUCGAGAGAUGUGGAUGCUCAUAGUCUACCUUUAUAGCUCGAGAGAAGAGCAACGACGGCGAAGAAAAUGUCAAGGCUCUUUUAGGAUCUACUAAAAUUGUCGAUGCUAUUUUUACUCCUCAUCGUUCCUUCCCUUUCCUUCUUCUUCUUCCUUUACUUUCCCUCCCUCUCGAUUUCGUUUCACCGUUUCCUUUUCCUUCCCUCCCCCUCCCUCUCCAUCCCCCCCUCUAAAACUUAUCCAAUUUCCAUGGACAAUGAACGGUGGUGAUUAUCGUCGCGUCACCAUCCCCGUCAUCAUCGUCGUCGUCGUCGUUGUCUCUGUUCUUCGACGAAUUCUCAUUUCAUAGACUGAAAGUGCCUUGUUCGGGGUGGUUUAUUAUAUACCGAAAAAAAUCCCUUUGUAAAGAAUGAAUGAACGGGGAAUAAUCACGAGAUCAACAUACUCAACGAAUGCGGAUACAGCAUUGAUCGGAAAGAUCAUAAUAAAUGAAAAAAGUCCGUUUUUCUUUCUUCUCGAUACAUACGAUAUCGAUAUGUUGAAUCGAAACGGGCACAUUUAUAGUCGUUUAAGAUUAAUGGCAAGGCAAAUAGUUCCUAGAGUCACGGUAUUAUUAUUAAGGUGUCGAUGCGUUUACACCUGAUCUAAGGAAAACGACCGCGAAAGAAUUAUUUUUUAUACGGGAGCUUAUCGCAUUUAAAUCACCGAGUUUGCUACUUUUCAUGAUGGUCCGAUUUUUAUCCGACUUGUAGAACUUUUACGAAUCACGCAAAACGAAAGCAUCUUAUCGCAAUGUUUCCUUGCACAUCGUUGCCUUUCCAAAAAGCGAGGAUACGAAGAUGGAACGAUUCGUUUCCGGUAGUCGUCGUUGAUCGGUGAAAACGUGUUGGCCGAAAGAUCUCUGUGUACAGCGAAUCAUUUUCUUUUUUUUUCUCUUUCUUCUCUUUCUCUCUCUCUCUCUCUCAUCUCUAUCUUUCCUCUACAUCUUUCUUCUUCUUCUUCUUCUUCGUCUAUCUGCUUUUUACAAACAAAUAAAUACAAUACGUAUACGAGAAAUGUUUUCUCUUCGAAUAUAGCAUAGCGAUAUAAGUAAAUGCAAAUUUUCUCUCCUCUUUUCUUCUUUUUUAUAACGCAUACUUGGAUACUCCUCUUUCUUCCUUCCUCUCACGUAUAUCCAUCCGUUCCCGUUUCUUUCCUUUUAGCGAGUCAUGUGAAUGCGUGCAUACGAGUCGUGUAAAUAUAUCAUAUAUCUAGAUCGUUCUUUGCCGUUUCUCUUCAAAUUCUCUCUUCGAUUCCUCACUUUCCGCAUUCUCUGUCAUUUCAUCGUCAUCGUCAUCGUCAUCAUCAUCAUCAUCGUCAUCAUCGUCAUCAUCAUCAUCAUCAUCAUCAUCAUCGUUAUCAUCAUCAUCAUCAUCAUCAUCAUCGUCAUCAUCAUCAUCAUCAUCAUCAUCAUCAUAAUCGCCAUCGUCGUCGUCAUCAUUAUCAUCAUCGUCAUUAUCGUCACUAUUCAUCAUUCUUCUCCACUUCCCCUUCUUUUACGAUUCUUCUAACGAAGAAACGUUGCUUGUAUAUGCUUACGAAUGCAUGUUCUUUUUUCUAACGUGAUUAAUAACGAUCCACUCGAUAUACUAUGUAUACUAUGUAUAGAUGCGAAAUUGUAACAACGUCUGGGUUAAUCGAAUUCGAAAAAAAAAAAAAAAAUGAAACGAGUGCAUAUAUAUGUUUUGGGAAUAAAACGAGAGAGAGAAUAUUUUUUAUUCGCGCUGUAGUUGGAUCGCUGUUGGAUCCAAAUCGCAGAUCAGUGAUAAUUAUUAUUUGCGUAGAUAUUUGCGUAUAUGUGUAUAUGUGGCUAACGUUCGAUCUUUAAUCUUCGAUGAAAGUGUAUUUUUUUCGGGAAAAUUAGAUUGAGAUGCGUUUUCUAGCUACGUUUCUUUCUUUCUUUCUUUUUUUUUUUUCUUCACACGAUUUGGUAAAGUAUGGUAGUAUCGUUGCGAUAUCUAGAUAUGCUUAGCUCGAAAAGUGCGCCAACCGAGAAACGUCUCGGUGCAUGUUCGGAACAAUGGGGGUCUCCGGGCUCGUUUUUCUAAAUACCCGGAGAAUUUUUGGAAUUUUUCUACGAUUCUCGUGCGAGACAGGGGAUAAAUGACAGAAACGGGCGCCUCGUUUCCGUAAUUUAUCUUCCCUUCGAUGUAAGAGUAGUGUUUUAGAAAUGUUACGGACGUUUCGAAAUUAUUCGUUUCUUCUCAUCACGUGAUAUCGAUGUUUCAAAUUCACGAAAAUAUAGUAAUAAUAUACGAGAAAAAAAAAAAAAAAAAAAAAAAAAAAA